This is a messenger RNA of Cicer arietinum (chickpea), 1564 nucleotides long. RefSeq names its product vacuolar-processing enzyme gamma-isozyme-like. NCBI's taxonomy places the organism in Eukaryota, Viridiplantae, Streptophyta, Magnoliopsida, Fabales, Fabaceae. Gene Ontology annotation, biological process: vacuolar protein processing. Gene Ontology annotation, molecular function: cysteine-type endopeptidase activity. The record is from RefSeq and is a predicted model, not a curated record.
GUAACAUUUUUAUCUCUCUCUCUCUUUUUGCAAAGGCAAAGAUUUAUCUCUAUUGAUCAAACAAAUUGUUUUUGUUCCACAAAUAGAUCAAUAAAAAAAUGAAUCACAAGAACAAAUACUGGGUUGCAUUGGUAGCCUCAAUUUGGAUGAGUGUAACAGUGACAGUGUUAGAAGGUUUGCGCCCCAUGUCUAAUCAAGAAGAGUCUCUAACAGGGAAGAAGUGGGCCCUACUAGUUGCUGGAUCUAGUGGUUAUGAGAAUUAUAGGCACCAAGCUGAUAUUUGUCAUGCCUAUCAAAUACUAAAAAAAGGUGGCCUUAAAGAUGAAAACAUUAUAGUUUUCAUGUACGAUGACAUUGCAUACAAUGUACAAAACCCAAGACCUGGCGUUUUAAUCAAUCAUCCAAAUGGUCCUGAUGUUUAUUAUGGAGUUCCCAAGGAUAUAUACCAGGCAACAAACCAUGUAACUCUUCAAGGAAUGACUCUUCCCAAGCAAAUAGGUCCCUUCGCCACUCUCACUUUCAGCUUGCCAAAUGGGGGUUUACUUUAUGGCAAUGAUUUCGUAGAUGCGUUGAAGAAGAAACAUGCUGCUAAAUCUUACCAAAAGAUGGUGAUAUACAUGGAAGCAUGUGAUGCUGGGAGCAUGUUUGAAGGGCUUCUUCCAAAUGAUAUAAACAUUUAUGUGACUACAGCUUCAAAUACAAAUGAGAAUAGUUAUGCAUUUUACUGCCCAGACUUAUAUCCUGCUCCACCGCCUGAGUAUAAUAUAUGUUUGGGAGAUACAUAUAGCAUUGCUUGGAUGGAAGACAGUAGCAGAAAUGACAUGACAAAAGAAACUUUGAAACAACAAUAUGAAACAGUUCGUAGGAGAACAUUAAUAAACAAUGCAGAUCAAUAUUCUCAUGUGGUGGAAUAUGGUGAUAUGAAGAUCAACAAUGAUUCUUUAGUUACAUACAUCGGUGCAGACCCUGCUAAUGUCAUCGAUGACUAUGGAUCAUACCUUAAUGUAGUCCCUACUAAUGUUAAUGAUAAUUUCAAUGUCACUAGCACUACUAUGACUCCAACAAAGGAUGUUGGCCAAAGGGAUGCUCGUUUAAUUCACCUUAUGCACAAGCUGCAAAGUGCUUCAGAUGGUUCUGAAGACAAGUUAAAAGCUCAAAAGGAGUUAGAAGUUGAAAUUGCUCAUAGGGAAUAUGUAGACAAAAGUGUUCAUAUGAUAAGUAGUAUAUUGUUUGGGGAAGAGAAAGGUUCCACCAUAAUAGUCGAUGUUCGUGCAUCCGGCCAACCUCUUGUUGAUGAUUGGGAUUGCUUAAAGACAUUUAUGAAAACUUAUGAGAGUCAUUGUGGGACUUUAUCAAGCUAUGGAAGGAAAUACUCAAGAGCCUUUGCUAAUAUGUGUAAUGCUGGUAUUUCUGAGAAGCAAAUGAUAGCAGCAUCAACACAAGCUUGUCGAGAGAGAAUAUAAGUAUCUCAAAUGUCUCCUCAAUAAUGUAAUAAUUACAAUAUUAGUGAAUCAACCGUAGUUCAAUUCUUGAUACAAAAUACAGUAUAUAGUUAGUCAUGGUA